UGGUGCUUGUUGCCAGGGGAACGCGGGCAGGGCGGGUGCCCGGAUGUGUCUCGAUCGCAACAUGGCGGCGGCCGAGUGAGGCGGGGUAGGGGGAGCGGCGGCGUUGGGCUCGUCGUGAGGGCAUCUUUCACCGCAGGAUCCCGGCAUGCUUAGCUGAGUUGGAGAAGAGUUUUCCCUUCCUUGCAGGUCUUCUAGCCGGCCUCACCAUGUUCAGCAAGAAGAAGAAACGCAUCGAGAUCUCUGCUCCCUCCAACUUCGAGCACCGCGUCCACACCGGCUACGACCAGCAAGAGCAGAAAUUCACGGGGCUGCCGCGGCAAUGGCAGGGCAUCAUCGAGGAGUCAGCCAAGCGCCCCAAGCCGCUGGUGGACCCCGUCUGCAUCACCGCCAUCCAGCAUGGCUCGCAGAAGACCAUCGUGCGGGGCAGCAAAGCCGCCAAGGACGGCUCCCUAACCUGGCUGCUGGACGAGUUUGAGAACAUGUCCGUGUCCCGUUCCAAUUCUCUGCGCAGGGACAGCCCCCCCUUCCCGCCCCGCCGCGACCAGCUCUACCAGGAGAACGGCCUCUCCGAGGGCCCGGCCGCUGCCCGGCCACACGAGGAUGCCGGCAGGAGCAAGGAGAAGAGCCGUCACGGGGCCAGGAGCGAGCUAGAGCAGGGCAAGGAGAGACCCCGGGAGAGGGAGGACCAGCGCGCCCACCACCACCACCACCACCAGCAGCCCCGCGGGCAGGAACCCGGCCCCAAACCCGCUCCCCCCGCCGGCGGCCGCCCGCCCCCUCCUGAGUACCCCAAAACCCCCGCCGAGAGGGACGGCUGGCGGGACUACCCCGCCGACAGGGACUACAGCGAGCCGGCCGACCGGGUGGUGCGGCGGGAGCGCCCCGAGCCCUCCGACAAGCGCCCCAAAUCCACCUACGCCGGCGAGACCAGCCCGCAGUCCCCCCGGGACAAACGCCCGCUCUCUGGGCCCAAUAUCCGGACUCCCAACAUCCCCGUCUCCGAAGGGGUGAUGAAGACGGCUCAGCAGACGGGACGGCCUUUUAAUACCUACCCGCGGGCUGAGACCGACCCCAGCAGGGGCGUGGGUUCACAGGCAGAGCACCGGCCGGGACGACCGCAGGAGGUGGCAUCCAACGGGCCGGUGAGCGGCAGUGCCAGCUCCUCCCGAGCCCACCCGCCCGGCCCGCCGCGCUCCAAAAACCCCGAACCGCCCCAUCCCGGCCUCACCCCGCACGCCUCGGACCCCCACCUUGCUCGCCAGCCGCCCCCCGGCCCCCCGCCGCAGCCGGCGGGCCCGCAGCAGCCCCGCUCGCCCCAACGUGAGCCGCAGCGCGUCUCCCACGAGCAGUUUCGGGCGGCCCUGCAGAUGGUGGUGGAUCCCGGAGACCCCCGCACCUACCUGGACAACUUCAUCAAGAUCGGCGAGGGCUCCACCGGCAUCGUCUGCAUCGCCACCGUCAAGAGCACCGGCAAGCUGGUGGCCGUGAAGAAGAUGGACCUGCGCAAGCAGCAGCGGCGCGAGCUGCUCUUUAACGAGGUGGUGAUCAUGCGGGACUACCAGCACGAGAACGUGGUGGAGAUGUACAACAGCUACCUGGUGGGCGACGAGCUCUGGGUGGUGAUGGAGUUCCUGGAGGGCGGCGCCUUGACCGACAUCGUCACGCACACCAGGAUGAACGAGGAGCAGAUCGCGGCCGUCUGCUUGGCCGUCCUGAAGGCCCUCUCCGUCCUCCACGCGCAGGGCGUCAUCCACCGCGACAUCAAGAGCGACUCCAUCCUCCUCACGCACGACGGCAGGGUGAAACUCUCCGAUUUUGGGUUUUGCGCCCAAGUGAACAAGGAGGUGCCGCGACGGAAGUCGCUGGUGGGGACCCCGUACUGGAUGGCACCCGAGCUCAUCUCCCGCCUGCCCUACGGCCCGGAGGUGGAUAUCUGGUCCCUGGGCGUGAUGGUUAUCGAGAUGGUCGACGGGGAACCGCCCUAUUUUAACGAGCCGCCAUUAAAGGCCAUGAAAAUGAUCCGAGACAAUCUGCCCCCCAAGCUUAAAAACGUGCACAAGGUUUCGCCCUCCCUCAAAGGCUUUCUCGACCGCAUGCUGGUGCGGGACCCGGUGCAGCGGGCCACGGCCAACGAACUCUUGAAGCACCCCUUCCUGGGCAAAGCGGGGCCCCCCUCCUGCAUCGUCCCCCUCAUGCGCCAAAACCGCAUGCGGUGAGGAGCCGGCGGCUGCCCCGGCGCCCUCCUCGCCCUCACCGUCGCCUCUUAACUGGAUUCGUGACUGUGCCACUACUGUCGGGGCGCUGGCGGGGGCACGGACCCCCCCGCACCGUACUACUGAGCCGAGGAGCGGCCGGGGAGGGGGGACGGCUCGGCUUGAACGACUUCACCGACGCUCCGCGCGGGGACAACAGCGAGGCCACGCGGUGACACCCUCCCGGCGUCCCCCCCGCUGCUUCCCGGCAGAGGUUUGGGGCUGGGGGCUUAUCCCGCCCCAGACCCGGUGUCGCCCCCACCCUGGGGAGAUGUUUGGGGCGUCUCCCCCCUUUUCUUUUUCUUUCAAAUCCCCUUUUUCCUGCCCCAGGGUCGGGCCACCACCUGCAUCUCCAUGGGGGGGGGCGGGGGAUGCGUCCCCAACACUACGGCCCCGCGGCCACACUACUGAUUCGGGGUCCUGACCGCCCCCCACCCACCCUUCCCAAACACAUUUUUGUUCUUUCGGGGUUUGUUGUUUUGGUUUUUUUUCCCCCCCCUCCUCCCGUUUUGUUUUUUAACAAAGCUAUUUAUAUUGUCGUUUUGUAACGCCGCGGUAUGGGGGGGCCCCGGGGCCGGCACGGGGACCCCCGGAGAUUACACGUGUCCUUUUGGAGA
This is a messenger RNA of Phalacrocorax carbo (great cormorant), 2869 nucleotides long. NCBI's taxonomy places the organism in Eukaryota, Metazoa, Chordata, Aves, Suliformes, Phalacrocoracidae. The record is from RefSeq and is a predicted model, not a curated record.